GCCCCGAGGAGCCGCGCUCCGUGCGCUGAGGCCGCGUGGGCCGCGAUCGGAGCGCGGCGGGGAAGCGGCCCGGGGCCGGGGCCUGGGACUCGGGCCUGCGGCCUCCCCUCGCCGUGCAGAGCGGCUCUUCUCUCGGGGUCCCGGUUCGGGACCGGCAGAGCGGCCAUCUCUUCGGCGGGACGGGAAGGUGCCGGGACCGCGCUGUGGUGGGAGCAGUGCAAGAGGUGAUCCCAAACCCGAUGGCCGAGCGCGUUCCUUUUGGCCGAACGGCGGAUCCGCGUCUGUUCUGUAUCCGUGGGACAAGAAGAUGGCUGGGUCGACCUUCCGAGGACUGUGAGGGGUGUUUGUUUCUUUAGGACAAGUUCCCUUCACUGGAAGCUUACGGUAGUCCCAAUGCCUUGCAGGCACUGUUUGUUCUUCCUUCAGGCCUUACCAUCCCCCUGGGAGCUGAAGGAACUGGGACAGGCUCUAGUGAAACUUGUGCCUUUCACCUGUGAUCAUCCCUGACAUAUUACCUGCAGGAGAGCAAGAAAUGGCCGCAGUACAUCCAUCUCAGCCUCCAAACCCGUGGUGAAUUCCCUGCUUGAGGAAGGGGAAGGGUCCUGGAUCCCAGGUGUGCCUGGCCUGGAGGACGUGGCGGGAGACCUCAGCCCAGUGUGUUAUUUCUGGAUCACCUCUGUCAUCCAGCUGGUGAUAGGAUGACAACUACAGAGGAGGUGCUGCAGAAGUGCGAUGUGACUGAAUGGCAGUGGGGCAGUGCCUCGGUGGGAAAAGCCAGAAGGGAUGUCCCAGGGGGCCUGGAGCAAGGAGAGCACUUGAAGAAGCAUCAGGGAAACCCUCCGGGAGAGACUGUGAGGAACCCCCUGGACUUCAGCACAGGUCAAAAGCAGCCUGAAGACGCAAGGAGCAAGGAAGUGUGCCAGGAGGAAAGACAGAACCCAAGUGAUGAGUGUGCGAACAGCCUUAAAAGGAAUUCCGGCCUUGUUAACUGCCAGCGUACCCACAUAGCAGACAUACGGUUUAAAUGCCUUGAGUGUGAAAAGAGGAACGUAAAAAGUUGCAACUUGCUCAUGCGCCAGCAGGACCACACGGGAGAGAGACCCUUUAAGUGUCCUGAGUGUGGGAAGAGCUUCAGAAGCAGUUCGAACCUCCUCCGCCACCAGCGCAUCCACACGGGAGAGAGACCUUUUAAGUGCUCUGAGUGUGGGAAGAGCUUCAGAAGCAGCUCCGACCUCAUUGUCCACCAUCGCAUCCACACGGGGGAGAGACCUUUUAAGUGUCCAGAGUGUGCAAAGAGCUUCAAAAGCAAUUCUCACCUCACCUCCCACCAGCGCAUCCAUACAGGAGAGAGACCCUUUAAGUGCCAAGAAUGUGAGAAGAGCUUCAAAUGCAGUUCCCACCUCAUCCACCACCAGCACGUCCACACAGGAGAGAGACCCUUUAAGUGCCCUGAGUGUGGGAAGAGCUUCAGUAGCAGUUCGAAUCUCAGUGACCACCAGCGCAUCCACACAGGGGAGAGACGCUUUAAGUGCCCGGAGUGUGGGAAGAGGUUCAGCAGCAGUUCCAACGUGAUUAUCCACCAGCGCAUCCACACAGGAGAGAGACCCUUCAAGUGCCCUCAGUGCGGGAAGAGCUUCAAAAGCAGUUCCACCCUCAUCAACCACCAGCGCAUCCACACGGAGGAGAGACCCUUCCAGUGCCCUGAGUGUGGGAAGAGCUUCAAGAGCAGUUCUGACCUCAUUGUCCACCUGCGCGUCCACACAGGAUAUAAACCAUACAAGUGCCCAGAGUGUGGGAAGAGCUUCAAAAGAAGUUCUGAAUUGAAGUGCCACCAGCGUAUCCACACGGAGGAGAGACCCUUUGAGUGCUCUGAGUGUGGGAAGAGCUUCAGCAGCAGUUCCAGCUUCAGCUACCAUCAGCGCGUCCACACAGGAGAGAGACCCUACCAGUGCUGUGAGUGUGGGAAGAGCUUCAAAACCUCUUCCUACCUGAUUGUCCACCAGCGAAUCCACACAGGAGAGAGACCCUACCAGUGCUGUGAGUGUGGGAAGAGCUUUAGCAGCAGUUCUAAACUCAACUCCCACAAGCACAUCCACAGAGGAGACAGUCCACAAUAGUGCCCCGAGUUUGUGCGGAGCGUCACUUUCAGUUCCUGCCUCCUUCGCUACCCGCACACCCUCGCAGGAGACAGAGCCUGCGAGUGCCCCAGAGAGCGUACUCCUUCCCCUGACGGGUAAUGUGGUGCAGCCGGCAGGGAGCGCUCCCUGGAAACAAGAUGUGUUCCAGCGUGUGUUAACUGCGAGCUACGCUGUGAGCCCAGCAGGGAAGGGUGCGUGUGGCUGAGAGCAGGGAAAUACAAACCCUGUCCGUGUUUGGGUACCCGACCUCGGUUGCAGGACAGAUCCAACCCCUCCUGUUCAUCUCCUUACUCUGGUUAUCACUGAUGAAAAUUCCCUUUUGGAGAAUUGCUGUUUGGUGGCAUCUCACUGCUGCUACCAAGUCAAGUUACAACAGCUGUAACACAGGGUGCUGGUCACUUUUUAAGAGCCAUCUCUUAAGAGCACCGGAGAAGGCAUUUUCAAUCAGUUGGGAGUCAGGAAGCAGGGCCGAAGUCCAGCUCAUCUGAGCAGCUUUUCUUCCUGAGUUUAGGUGGAAAGGCAGGUGAAUGGACACUGGCAGCCAGAUCAGGCCACAUGGGGGAGCUACAGAAAUGCUGUCUGCCAUUCUGAGGGGAGCGUCGAUGCUGUCAAAGCUCAGUUGAGCUGAAGCUGGCCAGUAACGUGGGGGACAAUUGAAACGUUUUUCGUGUGACCAGCAAAAGGAGGACCAUAGAUGACAUCGCUUACUUACUGGAUGAGGUUGAUCACCUCAUAAAUCGGGACAUAGAACAAGCAGAGUCACACAGUGCACUAUUUUUUCACGUCUGUCUUGAACACUGGAGAUGGGUGGUGGGACGCCUGGAGCUCUGGGUUCAUGCCCAUGACUGCACUGAUGAUAAACUCCCAGUGGGCUGUGGACGUGGGUGGGAUUUGCUGCUCCAGUUGCAUGCGUGUAGAUCUAUGGCCCAUGGGGUUUAUCCAGGGACCUUGGGAAUUGCAAGAUGUCCCAGCUGACUGGAAGCUGGCAAACAUCUGAGUUUCCAGGCAGGACAAGAAGGAAGACCUUGUCAAUUCCAGGCCUGCCAGUCUCCCUUUGGUGCCUGGCAUUUCUAUAGAGAGAUAUAUAUUUGUCCUGAUGAUUAUCCUUUUCCUUUCCUCUGUCUUAGUAAAUAUUUUUCUCUCAAC
Gallus gallus (chicken) is the source of this 3284-nucleotide messenger RNA. RefSeq names its product OZF like, MHCY region (gene OZFL1). The record is from RefSeq and is a predicted model, not a curated record. Gene Ontology annotation, cellular component: nucleus. Gene Ontology annotation, molecular function: DNA-binding transcription factor activity, RNA polymerase II-specific; RNA polymerase II cis-regulatory region sequence-specific DNA binding. The transcript has 5 exons. Gene Ontology annotation, biological process: central nervous system development; regulation of transcription by RNA polymerase II. Lineage: Eukaryota; Metazoa; Chordata; Aves; Galliformes; Phasianidae. Bases 699 to 2117 code for a protein of 472 amino acids.